Messenger RNA from Zingiber officinale, 4260 nucleotides. Its product is annotated as condensin complex subunit 1-like. The record is from RefSeq and is a predicted model, not a curated record. NCBI's taxonomy places the organism in Eukaryota, Viridiplantae, Streptophyta, Magnoliopsida, Zingiberales, Zingiberaceae. Gene Ontology annotation, cellular component: nucleus; condensed chromosome, centromeric region. Bases 52 to 4041 code for a protein of 1329 amino acids. Gene Ontology annotation, molecular function: histone binding. Gene Ontology annotation, biological process: mitotic cell cycle; mitotic chromosome condensation; meiotic chromosome condensation. The transcript has 17 exons.
CAGUUGUUUCAAACAGCAUCAGGCAAAACCCUUCUCUCUCUCUCUACUUCUAUGGCUCCGCCUUUCGUCUUCCCCUCCGAUCUCAAAGACCUAGAAGACUCCGGUGACGGUCUCUCGCUCAGCGUGGAGUGCUCUGUUGACGUCUCCUCUCUUCGCUCCUCCCAGCUAGAAGAGCUCGUCAAAGGCGUUGCUUUUGACCUCUCCGACCGGGAGAUUUUCUGCAUCGAGGAACAGGACGUCUUCGAUCGUGUCUACUCCCUCGUCCGGCACUUCGCCAAUCUCCCCACUUCCUCCAAAUUCAAUCUCGUCGAGACCCUUCGGUCCAACCUCAGUGUUCUCCUCCCUAGCGUCGACUCACUCUCCCGCGCCCCCAAUUCGUCGUCUCCGUCGCCAACAUCUUCUCCAGGGACUGCUGCUGAUCAGGUCCCCGAUAUCACAACACGCAUUGCUUCCCACCGCAAUGCCCUUAAGAUUUACACCUUCUUCCUCCUUACUAUCGCCCGAACAGAGGAGUUGUCUGGCUCCGACUCUGGCGCUAGCUCGAAGGUUGGAAUGCAAGGCCGGAAGAAGAAUCCUACAUGUACAUGGAAUUGGCAGGCACAAAGGGUUCGGAUUAUCAAUCUGAUUGCAAACUCUCUGGAGAUCAAUCUAUCAUUGCUCUUUGGAUCAAGUGAUAUUGAUGAGAACUAUCUUUCCUUUAUCUCAAAGUGCACUUUCAGUCUGUAUGAGAUCCAGGCAUUGUUGAAAGAUGCAGACACCAGAGAAGGCCUGGCGCGUAUAAUCGGCACUAUUUCCACAAAGUACCGGAGAACUGCAGAAUCAUGUGCAUCAAUUCUGCACUUGAUUUACAAGUUUGACUACACUGUUCCUCAUCUUGCAGAGUUGGUUGCUGCAGCUGAAAAGAAAUUUGGUGAUGGUUGCGUAGCAAUUUCCCUAGUUAGAGAGAUUGGUCGUACUGAUUCAAAGGAGUAUGUGAGGGAUGGUGCUGGGGCAGAGAAUAUAGGAAGGUUCCUGGUUGAACUUGCUGACAAGUCACCAAAACUUAUGUCCACAAAUGUGGGCGUUCUGGUUCCUCAUUUUGGUGGUGAAUCUUAUAAGAUUAGAAAUGCUCUUGUUGGUGUACUGGGCAAGCUUGUCUGUAAAGCUUAUAAGGAUGUUGAAGGUGAGGUUAGUUCCAAGUGUCUUCAGUUGAGGGCAAAGCAAGCUAUGUUGGAGAUAUUGCUAGAGCGAUGCCGAGAUGUUUCAGCAUAUUCAAGAAGUCGGGUGCUUCAAGUAUGGGCCGAACUGUGUGAAGUGCAUGCAGUUUCAAUUGGCCUUUGGAAUGAGCUAGCAGUGGUGGCUUCUGGAAGAUUGGAGGAUAAGAGUGCGAUGGUGAGGAAAUCAGCACUCAUUCUGCUUGUUACAAUGUUACAACAUAACCCGUUUGGCCCACAACUCCGUGUUGCAGCGUUUGAGGCGACAUUGGAGAAGUUCAAAGAUAAAUUGCAAUCAAUGGAACCUCCCGUCACUUCAGACAUCAAUCUUGAGGAUGAUAACCAGGAAGAUGGAGUCGUGGCUGAGCAGGGAGAAAGUGUUAGUGAUAGCUGUUUAACUUCGACUGAGGAGCAGCAUCAGGACAAUGAUGCAAUCAUUCCAGAGAUUGGGAAUCUAGAACAGACUAGGGCAUUGGUGGCCUCACUUGAGGCUGGUCUGCGGUUCUCACGCUGCAUUACUUCAUUGAUGCCAACGCUAGUUCAGCUAUUGGCUUCUUCUUCAAUCACCGAUGUGGAGAACACAAUCCUUCUACUCAUGAGGUGCAGACAGUUUCAGAUUGAUGGUUCAGAUGCAUCACUCAGAAGAAUGUUGCCAUUGGUUUUUUCCCAAGAUAAAUCCAUAUAUGAAGCUGUUGAAAACACAUUUACCACUAUAUACAUAGGAAAAAAUCCAAUGGAAACUGCUAGGAAUUUGUUGAAUUUGGCAAUGGACUCAAGUAUCGGGGAUCUUGGAGCUUUGGAAAUUUUAAUUAGCUCUUUAAUGUCCAAAGGGGAGAUUUCUAAUGGCACGAUAUCAGCCUUGUGGGACAUCUUUAGCUUCAAUGUCAAUGGAGUAGCUGCAGCUCAGAGCCGUGGCUCUCUGUCAAUUUUGUGUAUGGCUGCCAAAUCAACCCCAGCUAUAUUAGGUUCUCAUUUGCAAGAUAUUAUUGAUAUUGGCUUUGGCCGAUGGGCAAAGGAAGAAACUUUGCUUGCAAGAACAGCGUGUAUAGCACUUGAAAGGUUGUCUGAGGAAGAUAAGGAUAAACUCAGAACCACUAGCAACAAAGUUUUUGGUAUCUUACAUAAUUUAAUAACUGGUUUCUGGCUUCCAGAGAACAUUUGGUAUGCUACUGUUGACAAAGCCAUAAGAACUAUAUAUGCACUUCAUCCACAACCUGAAGCUUUUGCCGCUGAUAUCGUGAAGAAGUUUGUCAGUGCUAUUUUUAGUUGUAGGGAAAGAGAUGAGGUUACGGAUAACUCAUCUAAUGAGUUCCAUAACUUCAUGUUCACAGUGCCUGCAGCAAAGCUUGGUCGAUUCCUUUUCGUCAUAAGCCAUAUUGCACUGAGUCAGUUGGUCUACAUUGAGGCCUGCGUCCAGAAUAUUCGGAAACAAAAACUGAAGAAAGAAAAGUUAAAGAUUGAAACAGAAACUGUAAAUGGUGGUUUAACUAAAGAAACUGAGAUUCAAGGAAUAAAUGCUGAACUGGGCCUUGGGGUUUCUGAAGAUGCAAUAAUUGACUCACUUUCAGAGAGGGCUGAGAAAGAAAUUGUUUCUGGUGGAUCUAUUGAGAAAAACCUCAUUGGAUACUGUGCUCCCUUUCUCUCAAAGCUCUGUAGAAAUUUGAAUUUAAUUCAAAAGUUUCCUGAAUUGCAAGCCUCUGCAAUGCUUGCUCUAUGCAGAUUAAUGAUUGUUGAUUCAGACUUUUGCGAAUCAAAUCUUCAGCUUCUGUUCACUGUUGUGGAGAGCGCUUCAACAGAAACUGUUCGUUCCAACUGCACAGUGGCUCUUGGUGAUUUGGCAGUUCGUUUCCCAAAUCUUCUUGAGCCAUGGACUGAGAAUAUGUAUGCUCGACUAAGAGAUCCUUCAGUAUCCGUGAGGAAAAAUGCUGUCUUGGUGUUGUCUCAUCUUAUCUUGAAUGAUAUGAUGAAGGUGAAAGGCUAUAUAUAUGAAAUGACAAUGCGUAUUGAAGAUGAGGAUGAAAGAAUUGCAAGUCUUGCCAAAUUAUUCUUUAACGAGUUGUCAAAGAAAGGAAGCAACCCAAUAUAUAAUCUACUUCCUGAUAUCCUCAGCAGUUUAAGCAAUCAAAAUAUCAGUGAAGAUGCAUUUAACAACAUAAUGCAGUUUUUGAUUAAUUCUAUUAAGAAGGACAAGCAAAUGGAAGCACUUGUUGAAAAGCUGUGCAAUAGGUUUAGUGGAGCUACAGACAAUAGACAGUGGAAACAUAUAGCUUAUUGCCUUUCUCAAUUAACAUUCAGUGAGAAGGGGCUGAAGAAGCUUAUCGAAUCUUUUAAAGCAUAUGAGCAUGCCUUAUGUGAUGAAUCUGUGAUGGACCAUUUCCGGAGCAUCAUCAAUAAGUGUAAAAAAUUUGGAAAAGCUGAGAUUAAGUCUUACAUCGACGAAUUUGAAGAGAAGCUUAACAAGAUACAUACAUACAGAAAGGAACAGGAAGCAACUGCUAGAAAUGCACAAGUUCACCAACAAAACUAUGGCAGUCUUGAAGAUUUCCUGAUCAGGGAAAACACUUCAGGUAAAGCCACUAAUGAAGGUGGGGUGAUCAAUCCUUCACUUGGAGGCAAAAGUAUUUCAUCCGGGGAAGGGGGUUCACUAGAAACAAAUGAUGCAACAUCAAAGGAAAGUUGUGUUUCUAGUAUCGCCAAUGAAUGUGAAACAGAUGGUACAGAGGUUCAAUCUUCCAAAACCAAGAGAGGUGUCUCUAAAUACCAAACAAGGAGAGUUAGAGUAUCGGCAUCGCUGAAUCAAAUUGACAGUGGUACCAAACAACGGAGAACUCGCUCAACCCGAAGAUAACCAACGCUGUUAUCAAUAUCCCAACAUCUCCGGGGAGAAAAUGAGUUGAUAUCCGCAUAUGCUGAUGCUCCAGUUCUUAAUUUUUCUCCCGUAAUGUUUGGGUAGCGAGUUCUUGAUAUAAAACGUUGUAUUAGGUCUAUUGGGAAACCAUCAUACCCAUCUCUGUUGGAAAAAAAAAUCAUCUCUAUAAGUUGUAAAAUCUGGUGCAAAUUCAUUAUU